Messenger RNA from Symbiodinium sp. CCMP2592, 1344 nucleotides. The record is from the annotation of a GenBank genome assembly. NCBI's taxonomy places the organism in Eukaryota, Dinophyceae, Suessiales, Symbiodiniaceae.
AUGGAGGGUCUUAUCAAUGGCGACACCGCCUGGAUGGCGACGUCCUGCGCUCUGGUCCUCUUUAUGACACCAGGACUAGCCUUCUUCUAUGGAGGCUUAGUGCGAGACAACAACAUUGUGAACACAAUGAUGAUGUCAAUCAUUUCCAUGGGGCUCACGACCAUCACUUGGUUGGUAUUCGGCUUUAGCUGGUCCUUCGAUGAGUGGGGUGUGGGCAAGGGCUUCACAUAUGUGGGCUUCCGGAACCUGGACAUGGUGUGGCCCGGCACCACCAUGCCCGGCCUGACGUUUGCUGUCUUUCAGAUGACGUUUGCCAUCAUUGCAGCGGCCAUUAUCUCCGGAGCGGUGGUCGAGCGCAUCCGAUUUUCGGCCUAUGCGAUCUUCAUCGUUGCCUGGGUCCUGGCCGUUUACGUGCCGCUGUGCCACUGGAUCUGGGGUGGCGGAUGGAUCGCUGAAAUGGGCACCAAGGACUUUGCCGGCGGCACGGUGGUCCACAUCAGUUCCGGCACCUCGGCCUACGCACUGGCAUCGCUGCUGGGUGCGCGCAAGCACCGGGCAGAGAGCUUCCCGGCGAACCUGCCGUUCGUGAUCCUGGGCGGCGGAAUUUUGUGGCUCGGGUGGACCGGCUUCAACGGCGGCUCUGCCUUCGCGGCCAACGGCGACUGUGGCUUGGCCAUUGCCACCACCUACAUCGCAGCAGCGGCCGCCAUGGUGAUGUGGAUCACCGUGGAGCGCAUUCUGGACGGCGCCCCCACCUCGAUCGGCGCCAUGUCGGGUGCGGUAGCGGGAUUGGUGAACAUUACUCCCUGCGCCGGUUUCGUGGAGCCUUUGGGUGCUUUGGGCGUCGGCGCCAUCGGAGCCCUCUGCUGUGUCUUUGCCGCUCGUGGGCUGAAGAAGCUGAACCUCGUGGACGACUCUUUGGAUUGUUUCUCGCUUCAUGGCGUGGGAGGUUUCGCAGGGUCCAUUCUUGGCGGCUUCUUCGACACAGGUGAUGGCCUCAUCUACGGGGGCGACGGGCUGCUGCUGGUAAAGAACCUGGCUGGCGCUGCCUUCGGCGUGGUCUACUCUGCCGCUGUCACGGCGGUGAUUUUCGGCUUGAUGCGCAUUGUCAUGCGAAUGAGGGUGUCGGAGGAGCAGGAGCUUGAAGGCGUCGAUAUCAACUGCCACUCCGAGGCUGCCUACGGCAAGACCGAGGGCUUCGGCGAGCACUCGAAUCGCUGUGAGCCCGAGACCGCGGAGACCGCCCCGACCCUGCUGACCGUCCCAUCACCCCGGCCUCCGCAGAGAAGCCCACGGAAGUCCAGGUCUGAGCAGGCCUCCUCCGCAAAGCCCACGGAGGUCUGA